Molecule: messenger RNA, 318 nt
Organism: Staurois parvus
Lineage: Eukaryota; Metazoa; Chordata; Amphibia; Anura; Ranidae
Source: the annotation of a GenBank genome assembly
AUGUAUGUGAAAUGGUUUGAUACAGUAAUGUUUUACUAUGUGAUUGUAGUGUAUUUAGUGAAUGUCACUUUUUGUCAUUCAAAUUUCCCGCCAGUUCCGUCCCCCUGUACGUCCCGACGCUCGCAGGGGACGGAACCCAGAUGACAGAUGCCGGGAUCCGCCGGAUUACAUUGCCGGGGACACUGCAGGAUGGACAUCGCGGGAGCGCAGGACAAGGUAAGUGAAGAACAGAUGCCGGAGCAGCACCGCAUGGUAAGCCCAAGUGUAGCUCGGGGUUACCGCUUUUGCUACACUCGAGAAUACCGUCAGGGAGGCUAC